AUGUUCGUUACAGAUGUGUCUCGUCUCCGGACUCUGGCUGUCUUCCGGAGCAACCAAGGCGAGGCUGAGGCUCCUCUCAGCUUCGCCAAGUGCGGGCUGCUGCGGGUGUUGGAUCUGGAAGCAUGCCAUGGUCUGAACAAAAGCCACCUCGAAGAGAUAUGCGAACUGCUGAAGCUGCUUAGAUAUCUGAGCCUCAGGGCAAGCACUAGUAUCACCAAGGUCCCAAGGAAGAUAGCCAAGCUGCAACGCCUGGAGACACUAGACCUGGGGAAAGAGACAGUGGUCAAGGUGCCAGCAGAGGUACUGUUGCUUCCCCACCUGAAACACCUCCUUGGAAAGAUAAAGCUCCGCAAAUGUGACAGCGGGAAGAAUAGGAACCUAGACAGGUUCCUGUCAAAGGAAAGUAAGCUGGAGAUGUUAUCAGGAUUUGUCGCCGGCAAGGACGGCCGAGGUUUCCCACGGCUGAUGUGCCAUAUGAGCCGGCUGAGGAAGGUCAAGGUAUGGUGGGAUCCCGAUGCCGAUUCCACAAGGCUGCAGGCGGAUGGUCUUCAACAGUCCAUCAAUCGGUUCCUAGACAGAGCCUCGCGCAUGCCCGCCGUCGAGCACUCCCUGUCCAUGGAGUUCCAAGAGUGGUCACCAGCGUUCCUGGAUUCGCUACGUGCCCCUGCUGUUUGCACUCUUUCGUCCAUGAAGCUGCGCGGCCGCGGUGAGCUGAAUCGCGUCCCAGCCUUUGUCACGAGCCUGACUGGUAUUAGAGAGCUGUGUCUCUUGGCAACCACUCUGAGCUGGAAUGCUAUUCAAGAUGGUGUGAGAAACUUGAAUAUAUUGAACAACCUGGAGCUGGUUGCACAGAACAUCGAUGGCGCCGUUGUAAUAGAUUCUGGGAACCUUAAUAGCCUCAAGCGGAUGCGCCUUGAGGUCGAGCGAAGGCUGCUCCAGAUAACAAUCCAAGACGGAGCUCUGGAGAGUCUUGUCUCACUACAUCUGAUCUGUAAAGAUCUCAAUGGUCCUUCUGCCGACCAGGUCUGCCAACUCAGGAAUCUCAAGGAAGUGGAACUGCAUCCUGAAGUCGCUGAUGGAACAAAGCUUAGUUGGAAAGAUGCCGCAAGACACCAUCCUAACAGACCCAACUGCUUGCUCAUCACAUACUCUCGCCUUAUGGAACAAACCACGCAGCCAGCAUCCCCCAACCAAUCAUCCAGUGCAACUGCUACUGGAAAGCUAUCAAAUGUAGCUAGGAAGUCUAGACAAAUAGCUGGUGCCAUUUUGCACCUUGGUGCAAGGUCCCGUGGAAAUUAAUAAUAUGCUUCCGUUCAGGGUUACUGCUCCCGCUGAAGGAUUGUUUUGUCUUGUUUCAUGGAACCGGUUGUAGUUUCCACUUUGUUCUUUACCUUUCAUAAAGUGACCUUCCUGUCUAAUUAGCUUUUUAAAAACU
Messenger RNA from Panicum virgatum (switchgrass), 1435 nucleotides. RefSeq names its product disease resistance protein RGA4-like. The transcript is spliced from 2 exons. Bases 1 to 1299 code for a protein of 432 amino acids. Lineage: Eukaryota; Viridiplantae; Streptophyta; Magnoliopsida; Poales; Poaceae. The record is from RefSeq and is a predicted model, not a curated record.